GAGCCAAUAUUUUAGUCAACAAGUCUAGUUUGAACUCGACUCGACUCGUUAAUAAACAAUGGGAAGCAUUGACGAUAACACAAAAUCUAUUAAGAGGUUAACAGGUAGAUGAUCUACUAAUCACUGGCGAUCAAUUGUGAAGCGACUCAAUAGAGUUUGGGCUAUCAACAAGAGCUGCGAAGUCAAUCGAAAUGAGCGCUUAUAACUAUUGAAAGAGAUAGAUUCAUGAAGAAUUUUGAGGUGAAUUCUGAUCGGUAAAGUGUAUUGCUACUAGAAAUUCCUAUAUUGAAACCUUGGAUAUUUUGCAAUGGAAACUUUGUAUAGGAAGGGGGCGAAGGUUGAAAGUGAAGGGGUGUAUGCGAAAAAGUUAAUCUGUUAACUUGAAAAUUCGUUGGCAUAUUAUGAGGUAAGUGGCAUUCCCUGGAUAUUAUCACUCGUUUGGUUAAAGAUUUAACAGUGGUGAGAGUGGGUAAAUGGGGUAAGUCUCAUGUUCCAGCUGCCCCCAAAUCCAAGUGCAAAUUAGAAAAAAAAAAGUUAUUGCUCUAAUAUUUUUAUUUUUGUGUUAGACUGUUAGUUGUUCUAAUUACUGAUUAGUAUCAGAGAGAGCGGUGGGCUUUUUGCUUCUUAUUAGAGAGAGGGAUGGGUGAUAGGGAAAUGGGAAUGGGAAAUGGGAACGGGAACGGAGGAAUGGGUUGGGUUUCGCACUUUCGCUUCUUUGUUAUUGGUUUUGGUAUUAGCUUUAUAAUUAGGAUUAAUAUUUUCGUAUGGCCUGAACUUUGACCAAAAUAAACAUCCUGGUCAAUCUUUUCGAUCUAUAACAUCUUGGCCCGAACUAUACACCAAAAUAAACAAUUUGGCCAAAUCCGAUAUUUGACCGUUAACUUGGAUGGUCAAACGCGUUGACUAACGAUCAACUCGCCACAUCACUGCCACGUCACUGCCAAAUCAGAAGAUCUGAUAAAUAUUUAUUUAUUUUGUUUUUUAUUUUUGGUUUAAAUAAGGUAUUAGAUGAUUUUUUUUAAUUUAUAAUAAUUUAAAAUUAGGGAAUGUGUGGAAAUUGUGAAUUAUUUUAAAUAUUUUAUGCUGACUUGGCAGUGACAUGGCGCGUUGACUAACGGUCAACGCAUUUGACCGUCCAAGUUAAUGGUCAAAAGUCGGAUCUGGCCAAAUUGUUUAUUUUGGUGUAUAGUUCGGGCCAGGAUGUUAUAGAUCGAAAAGAUUGGCCAGGAUGUUUAUUUUGGUCAAAGUUCAGGUCAUACGAAAAUAUUAACCCUUCUAAUUAUAACAAAUUAAUAUUUUGUUUUACCGUUACAACUUACACCUUCUUGUUUUUUAUCCCAAACACCAAUUUACACCUGUUACGAUACGAGUCAUUCGUAAUAAUCUAGGAAUUUUUGGGCUCAUCUAUUUUUAGUAGAAUUAUUAAUUAGUUAGAUUUCGUAUUAUUUAGUAUAUUAUUAUUGUUUACUUGUCUUAGUAGAAUUUGAGAUUGUUUUCUAGUAUGUUUAGGAUUUGGUUAUCUUUUCCUUGUAGGAAAGGUUUCAUGUUCUAGAUAGGAGAAAGUAGAGGCUUCCUAUGUCUAUAAAUAUGUAUUGUGUCUUUCGUUUAAUAAUAUGAGAAGAUUGGAACCCAGGUAGCUUAGUAGUUUAGUUCUUCGAUCCUCUAUAUUUCUCUUCGUUCUAAAGCCAUUCUCGAGUUUCUUUGUUCGAUUCGUGAGUGAUACAUUGCGUGAAAGUUCUAAUCCGGGAAAUUCACGUAACAAUUGGUAUCAGAGCCUGGUUUCAACAACCACAGUCGAGCUUACCAGCAUCAUCAUCACACGCCGACAGGGUUGACAACCAGAGCAAACGAUGGGUAAAACCCGAGCCACCAGCGCCGAUGACAUGGAAAACGACCCUCUGGUCCGCGUCCAGGAAACGGAGGGACGUUUGGAAACACUAGAAGGAUGGGUCAACCAACUCGCCGAGCAGUUGAAGGGAAUGGAACGGAAGCUAAACCACAAGAUCAACGGCGUAGCUAAUGCCGUAGCUGAAAUUCAAGCUCGGAUGAACGAGAAUCAUGCUCGAGCCGAGGAAAAGUACGCCGCACUGAUGGAGAUGAUCGGGACCCUCAUCGCCGAAAAAAGGGCGCAACCGACCCAGGGAACAAGGUCAACGACGACCUCGCGGAAUCCUCGCCAGAGAAACUCGCACACCUCACUGCCGAGACGAAGCUUAAGAAACCUGUCGCCGAUCGCGACGAGGUUGUAACAGGAGAUAUUGAAAGUCAUCAUCAAGACUCAAACUGACAACCAUGAAUGUCAAAAAGGAUUGACAAGGUUUAGAGGAAAUCAUCAUCAAGUUUAAUUUAAUGUCAAUGUUUAGUUUAGCUUUAGUUUGAGUUAUGUUUUAUCUUUGUUGUUGUUUUCUCCAAAAGCAAGCUAGCACGCCUUGUCUUGUAGUGUCAAACUUGAGUAUUUAAACCCAACCAUGAAUGAGAAAUACCCAAGGCUUCUAGGGUUUCAUUUUCCCCAACUCAUCUUUGUUGUUAUGGUAUCAGAGCCUCUGAAUCCUAGAGAACUCUAAAAACCUUCUACCCACAAAAAUAAGGACUAUGUCCAAAU
Messenger RNA from Linum trigynum, 2602 nucleotides. The record is from the annotation of a GenBank genome assembly. NCBI's taxonomy places the organism in Eukaryota, Viridiplantae, Streptophyta, Magnoliopsida, Malpighiales, Linaceae.